Cucurbita moschata (crookneck pumpkin) is the source of this 2342-nucleotide messenger RNA. RefSeq names its product probable galacturonosyltransferase 10. The transcript is spliced from 2 exons. Lineage: Eukaryota; Viridiplantae; Streptophyta; Magnoliopsida; Cucurbitales; Cucurbitaceae. The record is from RefSeq and is a predicted model, not a curated record. Gene Ontology annotation, molecular function: polygalacturonate 4-alpha-galacturonosyltransferase activity. Bases 323 to 1924 code for a protein of 533 amino acids.
GGUGGGGUUAGAAACGGAUGAAACCAGAGAACCCCAACAAAACAUGGAGGCAAUUAAAAAUUCAACUCUGCACCACAGCUUCCUUCCUCGCUUUCCAGUGAUCGAUCGCAAGCAAAAAUGGAGUUAUUCUAACCGAACCUUAACCCUAUCUCCAUCUCCAUCUCCCUAAUUCAUACAUUCACCGCCUCCACUUCGGGAUCUGAAAUACCCACCUUCAGUUUUUCAACUCCGGAACUGAUCUGAUUCAGUUCAUUGCUCCAAUUCUUUUCCCCCAUUCAAGUCAAAACUCUGUUUCGCUCACGAUCGGAAAUCCAGCCAGAGAAUGAGGCGGAGGCCCCCGGAUUUCCGAAGGCCUGUCAGGAGAAGAUUAUCCAACGCCUUUUGGUGGACUCUGUGUUUUGUUGCGGUUUUGCUUUUCGUUUUCAUUCUCAGUAAAGGGAGUCAGAUUGAGUCCAGGCCUGUCUUAAUAAAGAGAUCAUAUAGCCAUGAAAGAAUUAUGGAAGGCCUCAACAUUACUGAAGAAAUGUUGAACCCCAGUUCAAUUGCACGGCAAAUCAGUGACCAAAUUUCUCUAGCAAAAGCAUUCGUUGUGAUUGCAAAAGAGAGCAGCAAUCUUCAGUUUGCUUGGGAAUUAAGUGCCCAAAUCCGGAAUUCACAGAUCCUCCUCUCAAAUGCUGCAACAAGGAGAGCACCUCUGAGUAUUACAGAAGCAGAAACUGCAAUACGGGACAUGGCACUGUUGCUCUACCAAGCCCAGCAACUUCAUUACGAUAGUGCAACCAUGAUCAUGAGAUUGAAAGCUAAAAUCCAGAUUCUUGAUGAGAAUGUGAGCUCUGUCAGUGAAAAAAGUUCAAAAUAUGGACAAAUUGCUGCUGAAGAAGUCCCCAAAAGUUUGUACUGCCUUGGCGUUCGCUUGACCACUGAAUGGUUCAGAAACUUAAAUGUACAGAGGAAGUUUAGUGAAAAGAGGCAAAUAGAUACGAAACUUAGAGAUAAUGAUCUCUACCAUUUCUGUGUUUUCUCUGACAACAUCCUGGCCACUUCAGUUGUUGUCAACUCGACUGCUUUGAAUUCAAAAAAUCCUGAUAGGAUUGUUUUCCAUCUCAUAACUGAUGAGGUCAAUUAUGCAGCAAUGAAGGCCUGGUUUUCAAUGAACAAUUUUAGAAGGGUGACUGUUGAUGUGCAAAAGUUUGAGGAUUUUAGCUGGUUAAAUGCUUCCUAUGUCCCAGUACUCAAGCAACUUCAAGACUCGGAUACUCAGAACUAUUAUUUUUCAGGUAACGGCGGUGACAGUCGGACUCCCAUCAAGUUUCGGAAUCCAAAAUAUCUUUCAAUGCUCAACCAUCUCAGGUUUUAUAUUCCAGAAGUUUUUCCUGCUCUUAAAAAAGUUGUGUUUCUUGAUGAUGAUAUUGUGGUCCAGAAAGAUCUUUCUGAUCUUUUCAGCAUUAAUUUGAAUGGUAAUGUAAAUGGAGCUGUGGAGACAUGCAUGGAGACCUUUCACAGAUAUCAUAAGUACUUGAACUACUCCCACCCCCUUAUCAGGGAACAUUUCGAUCCCGAUGCGUGCGGAUGGGCAUUCGGGAUGAAUGUCUUCGACUUGGUAGAGUGGAGGAAGAGAAAUGUUACGGGCAUCUACCAUUAUUGGCAGGAAAAGAAUGUAGACCGGACACUAUGGAAACUUGGUACGCUGCCGCCUGGACUGCUUACAUUCUAUGGAUUGACAGAACCAUUGGAUCCCUCAUGGCAUGUGUUAGGAUUGGGCUACACAAAUAUCGAUCCUAAGGUGAUUGAGAAGGGGGCUGUGCUUCAUUUUAAUGGUAACUCGAAGCCAUGGUUGAAGAUUGGGAUAGAGAAGUACAAGCCCCUUUGGGAGAAAUACGUUGAUUAUACUCAUCCUCUAUUGCAAAGCUGCAACUUCCAUUGAUUAUAUGAACAUACAUUUGUUUUCCACAGGGAAGAUUGUUGUUUAAGGACAUCAGUAAUUUUUCAGGACAUCGAGCCACAGGCGUGCCAUUAUAACUCAACAUCAAGUAUGGCACGUUGCUGUAACAUGAAUAUUCGAGUAUUCGGUUUCCUGUUGUAGCACAGAUCCUUGAUAAUAGAUAAUUGCUUCUGUCCUUCCUUAUAGGUUAGAUUGAACAGCAGCAGAAGACCAUUUUUCUUGUGCCAUUAGCAGCAAUUGUUCCUCUCUAUGUAUCAGUAGCACUCACAACUCCCAGGGAUGGGCAUCCUAACUUAUUUGAAUUUGGAAGUUUAGUUCUUGGGAGGUUUACACUCCCUGUUGUUAUGAAUUGGUGGAUGCAUUUUCAAUUCCCUUCCUGAAAUUUGGCUGUUUAUUCUCA